UUUAGGGGUAAGAAUAAAAGGAAGUGAAAGUUAAGGUUUUGAUUAAGAAAAAGUGUAAUGAUAGUCUUGCCCUUCAAAACCUAACGGAACUAUAACGGCGUUAGGACUUAGGGGUGUGAGUGAUAUAUUUCUUAAAAAUGGUGGGGAAGGUUCAUUAUAAGCGAUAGUUGCCAUUUAACUGAUAAUUUUGAAUAAAGUUAAGGAGGUAAACAUUUUUGCCCGAAUUACCAUAGUAUUUUUUUUUUUUUUUUAUAUAUAUAUAAUUAAAAUUAAUCCAUUGCACAAGCGUAAUAUAUAAAAUAUAAUUUGUUAAUUUUCUUAGCCAAGGGAUUUCUAUCCAACGUAUGGUAUUUAGCGGUUGAAAUCAAUGAAUGGUUUGUUUUUCAUUUCUUAAAGCAAACUAAUGAAACUAACGUUUCUAUCAACGGUUGAAUCCUCUGCCAACGUGCUCUAUCUGAAAUCAAAACAGUCAUUUCUUUUUGUGAAUACGUUGGCCAGUCACCUUCUUCUUUGUGGUUUCGCACCAGCGACCAGGCCAAUCUUUGCUAGUGCUGUUGACGAUGAGAAGGAACCAGAUGACUCGGGAGAUGAUAUGAGUGAGAAAGAAUUACCCAAAGGCAAAGUGGACGGAGUGAAUAGCGAAGUUCUAAGAGAGAAUCUUGAAAGAAUUGUUGGUGUAGAUGAUUCUGCCUUCAGUGGGAUGGAUCUUGCAACUCUUAUUAGAAACAAGUAUGGAAGGUCUUAUGAUGUUCAAUUAAUAAAAAAGGAGUUCAUGGGAAAAAAUCUUCUUGCUUUAAAUGUCAUGUGGAAAUACAUGGAACAGAGAUCUUUUCCACUGACGGAAGAAGAAUAUAUUUUGAGGCUUGAUGAUGUGGCAAACACACUAAAAUGUUGGGGAGCUGUCUCACAUAUUCGAAAUAGCCUUGCAAAGCUAAAAGAGCGACCUCGAAUUGGGAAGGCAGUUAGCAUAUUUAUAGACAUGGAUGAAUCUGGAGGCCGUGCAAAUGAAUGGAUUUACAAAUAGAUUGCUUUGUGGGACAAGGAAAAUUGUUCUCAUUACCACCUCUCUGUGCCUUAAUGAAGAGUAAGAAAUUCCAGAAAAAA
Molecule: messenger RNA, 1104 nt
Organism: Pistacia vera
Lineage: Eukaryota; Viridiplantae; Streptophyta; Magnoliopsida; Sapindales; Anacardiaceae
Exons: 6
Coding region: 404-1024 (206 amino acids)
Source: RefSeq, a predicted model, not a curated record